UCCAUUCCAAAAUCGCAUCCUCCUUCUGUGAACUGUUUGAUCGGAGUUGUACGGAUUUGUGUGAAGUGUGUUGGCUUCCUCUGACUUUUAUGAUCUAGCCCGGGUUUCAUUCACGCCGUGUUACCAUGUCGGUGGCGUUUGCACCUCACAGGCAGCGUGGAAAGGGUGACAUAACACCCGCGGGGAUACAAAAGUUGCUUGAUGAAAACAACCAGCUCAUACAGUGUAUAAUGGACUUUCAAAGCAAAGGAAAGACAGCAGAAUGUUCACAGUAUCAGCAGAUGUUGCACAGAAAUCUGGUGUACCUGGCCACGAUAGCAGACUCAAACCAGAACAUGCAGUCUCUGCUUCCAGCCCCACCCACUCAGAAUAUGCCAAUGGGCCCUGGUGGGAUGAACCAGAGCGGCCCCCCUCCUCAGCCUCCUCAUGGUCACAACAUGCCGUCUGAGGGGAUGGUAAGUGGUGGCCCUCCUGCCCCACACAUGCAGAACCAGAUGAAUGGACAGAUGCCUGGCCCGAAUCACAUGCCCAUGCAAGGCCCCGGUCCUGGGCCUAACCAGCCUCCCAACAUGCCGAGCGGCUCCAUGAACAUGCCCCCCAGCAGCCAUAGCUCUAUGGGCGGAUACAACCACACGGUCCCCUCCUCACAGGGCAUGCCCGCACAGAGCCAGAUGAACAUGACCCAGGGACAAACCAUGGGAAACUACGGGCCACGACCCAACAUGAACAUGCAGCCAAACCAAGGUCCUAUGAUGCACCAGCAGCCUCCUUCGCAGCAGUACAACAUGCCCCCUGGUGGCGGAGGGCAACAUUACCAAGGGCAGCAGACCCCCAUGGGCAUGAUGGGGCAGGUCAACCAGGGCAAUCAUGUCAUGGGCCAGAGACCAAUGCCCCCUUACAGACCCCCACAGCAAGGACCCCCUCAGCAGUAUCCGGGGCAGGAAGACUACUAUGGGGACCAGUACAGUCAUGCAGGACAGGGAGCAUCAGAAGGUAACGCACAGUACGGUCAGCAGCAGGAGGCGUACCAGCAAGGCCCCCCGCAGCAGCAGGGAUACCCUCCUCAGCAGCAGUACCCGGGUCAACAGGGCUACCCGUCACAGCAACAAGGCUACGGUCCCUCCCAAAGCGCUCCAGGCCAGUACCCAAACUAUCCUCAAGGGCAGGGGCAGCAGUAUGGUGCGUACCGACCCCCUCAACCCGGCCCCCCGCAGGGACAACAGCAGCGCCCGUACGGCUACGACCAGGGGCACAUGAGGAAAUAAAGACCAGAGAUUUGAACCCCCUGACUAGCUCUGUUAAGAAGCAAAGGGCCAGUACGGAAACUACCAGCAAUGAAAAGAUUGUUACAGCAACCUUUUUAAACCCUGGUUUACUGACAAGACUGAUUUCAACCGUUACACAUUACCCCCCCCUUGUCUCUCUCUCCAUAUGGGACUCAUGCCUAUAAAAAAAAACACACACAAAAAAAUCGCCUGAUCAUGUAUUAAGUCCCAUCUGUCUCAAAGAAGCAGCAACGCCUUACAAAUGGAACUGCCUUAUUCUUGAGCAUUGCGUUGAUUGUCGAAAUGGGCGUAACUAACUAAAAUUUCCGGAUAUCGUGUAAGAUGUUGAGAAAAAAACGACUCGUCAAUCGCGGUGCAUUCGUUGUCGGUCCUCGUCAAUACGAAGCAAUAAUGCCAGCAGUAGGGAGACCUCUCGAAACCAUAUAAGGAACUUCCUGUGUCGCCAUGGUACACACACACGCACACAAACACACACUUCUCGUAUGUGAUUAUGUACAAAUAUAUUUUAUGCUUUUUAGAUCAAGCUAACUUUGUAUAAGACAGAACUAGUCCUAAAGAUGUGUUGUUGAUUUCAUAAAGGUGUAUGUGUCAAUGUUUUUUAUGACUCAUCCAGCACAUUUUGUUUAAUUUUUUUAAUGUUUUGUUGUUUUUUUUUGUUCACUUGUACAACUGUGGACUUGGAUCUAAUCGAUGGUGACAUGGACACUGUAAGAGUUGUUUUGAGUAAAAAUGGAAAAGAUAAAAAAUAACCGCGAUUACACGGAGUGACCCGACAAAAAAAUCAAGUUUGAAUGCUAGCUAUGGGUAAAGCAUGCGACACUGCUAGAACCUGUGUUUCUGUGUUAGUGGGAAUAGUCCAAUUUGAAUCAUGGUAACGUCUUUUGUUUUUUUUACAUGAGCUAAAUUAUGACAUAACACCCUGAAAUAUUGACUUAUGUUUCCACUACAGUAGGCUCUUUCUUUGAACGAGCACCUCACUCUUGUCCAUCGACUGCAAAGUGGUGACGAACACACCUUAGAGAUGUUUUUUUUUUAUUUUUAGUCCUAAUGCUGACAACCUGUUUCAAUUCAGAUCCAUCUUUCUUCACUCAAAUAGCGUUGUAUGUUAAUAUGAAGAUUGUUACUGUCCAAUAUGUAACAUAAAAUGUGAUAAUGUUCUCCAAUGGGUUUGUUAAUUUGACAGUACCAGCGGUUGUGCAGUUUUAUAUCACUGGCUUGAUAUCUGUUUUAUGGUGCAUUCAUUAUUGAUCCCAUAUGCACAACAGCUGAAGGGGAGGAACUCAAACUGUUUAUAUGGCUGUUGUAAUAUUUUGCAUCUGCACCCCAUUGAAGUGGUCACAUUUGGUGUUCUGGCAUUGUAUAACUGUACAUGAUAAUAAAAUGGAAGAAUCUUUAA
Molecule: messenger RNA, 2682 nt
Organism: Periophthalmus magnuspinnatus
Lineage: Eukaryota; Metazoa; Chordata; Actinopteri; Gobiiformes; Gobiidae
Gene: ss18
Product: SS18 subunit of BAF chromatin remodeling complex
Exons: 11
Coding region: 126-1265 (379 amino acids)
Biological process (GO): positive regulation of transcription by RNA polymerase II
Cellular component (GO): nucleus
Molecular function (GO): transcription coactivator activity
Source: RefSeq, a predicted model, not a curated record